AACUCACGUGAAGACAAACGAAGCUGCUGCGUCCCUGCUCCGCGACCCGGAUGUACCAGCCUCUUUUGCUUCCGGGUCAUACGCUGCAUUUCCGGUUGGUCCAGCGGCAGAAGACGAACUGAGUAGGAGAAAAACCGGGAAACGUCAGCGCACCUGUCAGAGAAGAGAAGAUGUUGAGGAGGAAACCGACUCGUCUGGAGCUUAAGAUCGACGACACCGAGGAGUUUGAGAGCGUCAAGAAGGAGCUGGAGGCCAGGAAGCGUCAGCGAGAGGAGGCGGAGUCAGGAGGCGGAGUGGGCGGAUCUUCUGUUAUCAGUGUUGACAUAAUCGGGGGCGGGGCCUCUGCAUCCUCAUCCACAGCGGCGUCGAGGGCGGAGCUAAUCAACGAGCGAAUCGGGUACAAGCCCCACCCCAAACCGGCCACUCUGCCCACCCUGUUCGGAAGUUUACAAUUUUAACGACUAAUAAAGAAAAAUGUUUACAA
Molecule: messenger RNA, 484 nt
Organism: Platichthys flesus (European flounder)
Lineage: Eukaryota; Metazoa; Chordata; Actinopteri; Pleuronectiformes; Pleuronectidae
Gene: cdc26
Product: cell division cycle 26 homolog
Exons: 3
Coding region: 171-458 (95 amino acids)
Biological process (GO): anaphase-promoting complex-dependent catabolic process; regulation of mitotic cell cycle; protein K11-linked ubiquitination
Cellular component (GO): anaphase-promoting complex
Source: RefSeq, a predicted model, not a curated record